Ectocarpus sp. CCAP 1310/34 is the source of this 2621-nucleotide messenger RNA. NCBI's taxonomy places the organism in Eukaryota, Phaeophyceae, Ectocarpales, Ectocarpaceae. The record is from the annotation of a GenBank genome assembly.
AUGUCCUGCUCUUUGGAUGCUGCAGACGGUACUCUUCGGGCCGGAAUCGCACCUGCCGACGUUUUCAUACUUUCUCGGCUGAACGACACGACAUCCUACUUCUUCGCGUGGUUCUGCAAGAAGUACCGAAUCCAAAUUGGCCCUCCACGUGGACUCGGAGGCAAGGAAGAAAAUACCAGAUGCCCUAUCUGUUUAGACUCUUGCACGAAGUCCAUCGAACUCCAGUGUGGCCAUUCUUUCUGCCGCUCGUGCCUCAUACGGUCGGCCGCGAACAACAUGACCUCAUGCGCCCUCUGCCGACGGGAGCAAGAGAUCGACCCAGAGCAACUCCGCGCCCGAUUCGAUGAGCAACGAAUGCUGAACCUAGCUCAGCGCCUGGCGAUCCUACCGCCGCCGUUGCGCUCGCGCCCUAGCGCAACCAGUGCCGCCAUGUCCGCCAGCGAAGGAGCGUACGAAGAAAAGGAUGUGCGUGUCAGAGUGAAGGUUGUCCCAACCUCAACGACGGGGCGUGAAGUGUUUGUUGGUCUAGGAGGAGACGUAGGAGCAAUGUCAUCCGACGAUCUUCGCCGUCGAUGGAGCUGCGGGGUGCAUACGGCAAGUGCAACCGCUGGAGCAGCAUCCUCUUCCGAGCUUCGUUCUUCCUGGCGGGAAUCGCAUGACAGGUCACGCUCUCUCAUGCCCAUGCACAGUGAGGGCGAGCUUUGCGGCACUUCCUGUCAGGUGUUGCACGGAGCUGAUAGCGUCAGCUGCUCCGGCCACGCCGAUAUUGGCAGUCAUUUUACAGGUGCCAGCCCGCGUAGGAGCCCUGACUCGCAAUGCGCAGGAAGGGGCCGGGUGGAUUCAAUGUGUCUUGAACGGCACAGCUCGCCCAGAAUCCCGUCUAGCAAUUUCGGAGAUGAUGCAUCCGCAUCUGCUUUACCAGCUCGUGGGGGGAAUACGACACCGUUUGAAACGAGCGAUGUCGGUGGCUUGGACGCCGCCUGUCUUCGGAAACGCUGGCACGAGGCGAUGGAGUUCGGCGACGUGGGAGACAUGCCGGUGAGCGAGCUCGCUGAAAGUCUGACUCUGGCAACCGAUCUGCGGACUUGCAGCGAGGAUAUGACGCCAUUUGAAACAAGGGAUGUCGGUGGCUCGGAUGCAGCCUUCCUCGGGAAGCGCUGGCACGAGGCGAUCGAGACCGGCGACGUGGGAGACAUGCCGGUGAGCGAGCUCGCUGGAAGGCUGUCUCGGGAAGCCGAUUUGCUAGCCCGUGGGGACAAAACGACACCGUGUGAAACGAGCGAUGUCGGCGGCUUGGAUGCAGGCUGUCUCGGGAAACGCUGGUACGAGGCCAUGGAGACCGGCGACGUGGGAGACCGACCAGUCAGCGAGCUCGCGAGGAAGCUGGCUCUGGCAACCGGUUUGCCAACGUACAGUGACGAUGCGUUGUCGUUGGGAAGGAGCGAUGUCGGCAGCUUGGGCGUGGCCUGUCUCCGGAAGCUCUGGCACGAGGCGAUGGAGUUCGGUGAUGUAGGAGACAUGCCAGUCAGGGACCUCGCGGCAAGGCUGGCUCUGGCAACAGAUCUGCCAACGUGCAGAGAGGAUGGGACAUUUGAAACGAGUGAUGUCGGCAGCUUGGACGUGGCCUGUCUCCGGAAUCGCUGGCACGAGGCGGUGGAGUACGACGACGUGGGAGACAUGCCGGUGAGCGGGCUCGCUGGAAGGCUGACUCUGGCUAUCGAUCUGCGGACGUGCAGCGAGGAUGCGUUGUCAUUCGGAAAGAGCGAUGUCGGCGGCUUGGACGCGGCCUGUCUCCGGAAUCGCUGGCACGAGGCGAUGGAGUUCGGCGACGUGGGAGACAUGCCGGUAAGCGAGCUCGCUGGAAGGCUGACUAUGGCAACCGAUCUACCAACGUGGAGCGAGGAUGCGCUGUCAUUCGGAAGGAGCGAUGUCGGCGGCUUGGACGCGGCCUGUCUUCGGAAACGCUGGCAAAAGGUGGAGUUCAGCGACGUGGGAGACAUGCCAGUCGGCGGGAUUGCGCCAAGGCUGACUCUGGCAGCCGGUCGCCAAGGUGUGGGAGGUAUGCCAAGCGUGCAAGUCGGAGAGCGCUGGAAUUUGCAGGAGGCGAAACUGCUCAGGCAGUCUGGAUGUUCUCAUGCGAACAGGAAGUCGUUCCUCUCGAAGAUGGGAGCACGUACUGCACGGGGCUGCACGGUGGAACAUCUGGAUGUAACGUCGAAUUGCUGUGUCCUGCAAGAGCAAGCUGUUCAAGCGGCAACUUCGAGCGCGGGCGGGCACGGAUCGGCCCCAGUCGGGUAGUUCCGAGGUUCCCACUGCAAGGCCAUUCGAGAACGCUUGCAUACCGGAGGCCGUCCUUGUACCUGGUGUAGGCGUAGGAAUUGGAGUCAAUUGUGAUAAUAAUUGUCGCGUGGAGUGGCUAUUUAUGGAGUAGGUGGGUUAUCCGUAAGUGGGUUAACCACCCAUUUGUUCCUGCAGCAUUCGAUGUCUCCAAGUUGCGUGUUGACAGCGACGUAUUUUGCGUUUUACCUGUGCUAGGUUAUGUGUGCAAUAUUCUCCUUGGUGUUGCCGUAGCUGUGAAUAACUCCGUGUGCAUGGUGUAGUAGUGUGGCCUGUAGCACCUG